AACUAGAAUACUAUCCACAUAGGUAUGAGAAUUCAAGAGAGGGCACCCAGUGUCUAUUCACUAAUCAUCUCGGCUGUCGGCUGUGCAGCACCUUAUUGUUAGUUAGUGGAACAAGUUACGCGACACUUGUUGAAUCCGAUUGAACACUAGGACCGCGGCAGUUGGCAGAACAUUUCAAGUCUUCCGUACUUUUCGUUUUAUCUAACUUUAAAAGCGUGAUUAACAAGUUAAUUUGCAAGUGAAGAAAUACAGUGAAGAACAAAAACAACAAAAAUAAAUGCAAUAUUUUAAAGAAAACGAGAGAUUUUAGAAAAAGUUGCUACAACAUUUUCAGCGUUUGCGGACCGAUUGCAAAACUACAAAUAAUUAUAUUUAAAAAAAAAAUAAAAUAAAAAUAAUAACAAAUUAAAAAGAGUUCCAAAAACCUUUGUGGCGUUCACUGGGCACUCGCCAAAAAAUUACGCCGAAAUACCAAUUGUGAUUUCGAAUACAGAGUCAAUAAGAAAUAAGCGCAAAAAUGCAUCAAUUCAAAUUAACCGAAAUGAAAACGAAUCUCCUGUACGCGCCCGAGUCAUACGCGCUGGCCCAUGCCGUCUCUGCCGAUCUGAAUACGAUGAAGGGCACGCUCGCUUGGCAAUUUGCCGUGAUUUUCGGCAACUUCGAGGAGCUCAGCAAGCAGCCGAUAACCGUGGGCAAUGUCGCCGUUAUGGAGCACCAGUCGCGUUUCAUUUACUUUCUGGUGACGAAGGAAAAUGUCUACGAGACCACAACAUACAACACAUUGCAUGCGGCGUUGAUUUGUAUGCGCGAACAUAUGCGCAUACACGAGAUCACAAAAAUCGCCAUGCCGCGCAUUUGCUGUGGCACAGACGGCUUGGAGUGGCGACGUGUCAAGCAGUUAAUACGCACAGUAUUCGCCAGAGAGACCAACGUGGAAAUACUGGUCUGUAGCUACAAUCAAACGGUGACAAUACCGCCAAAAUGUCAAAUUGUCGAAGAGAAGGGCAACAUCUUAAGCGCGCCGCAGGACUUCUCGCUGGUGCACUCGACCAGCGCCGACUUUGCUAUGUCCAGCGGCAUAGGCUUGCACUUCAAAUGCAAAUUUGGACAGAUCAAUGAGUUACAAAAACAAAAUAAACAUGUUGGCAAUGUGGCGGUGUUGAAGGAUAACAACCGUUAUAUCUACAAUUUAAUAACCAAGGAACGUAGUCAUGAGAAGUGCACUUAUCCGGCGCUUUACUAUGCGCUGAUGGCAAUGCGCGAACAUGUGGAGCAAAACAAUGUGACCAAGCUGGCUAUACACAGAUUCGGUGGCGACAUCGAUCGCUUGAGUUGGUUGCGUGUUAAGAACAUUGUGGAAUUCGUAUUUUGCAAUAAUGCCGUGGAAAUCAUUGCAUACGUCUAUGAUCCACCAGAGGUAGUACGCAGACGCUCACGUGAUUCACGCUCACGCUCGCGCACUUUGGAGUCCAUGGUUAAUCGCAUGUCGCUUUCACGAGACUUUCCUUGAAUGAAGUGGCAGUUGAUGCAGGCGAAGAUUUUAAGUUAAAAUGUGAAAUGUGUUUUUUUUUUACGCCCACAUAUAAACACACAGAGACACAGUUAAUUUAAUAAUAUUUUACUCAUACACCACAUAUUUAUAACCUUAAUUUUAAGUUUAUUAUUUACACUGAAAGCGGUGUUCCAGAAGGACAAACAUUGAAAGUGUUUUUAUUUGUUGGAAAAAAUAGCGUUGGAGCAGAGUAAAGUGUAUUUGUGUUGAAAAAAA
Molecule: messenger RNA, 1768 nt
Organism: Bactrocera tryoni
Lineage: Eukaryota; Metazoa; Arthropoda; Insecta; Diptera; Tephritidae
Product: ADP-ribose glycohydrolase OARD1-like
Exons: 6
Coding region: 518-1510 (330 amino acids)
Biological process (GO): peptidyl-glutamate ADP-deribosylation
Source: RefSeq, a predicted model, not a curated record